AUGUCAUCAGUUCGAUCUUUUACUUCAUCAACAUCAUCUAUACACUAUCUUCAUCCGAUUAAAAGUGAUGAAAAUACUAUAGGAAAUUUUCUUGUUCGUACUCCUGCAAAAAAAGAACAGCCCAAAAAAAAGGAACUGCAGCAAAAUAAUAUAGAGUUUCUUGAUUUUAAUGCUAAUCCAGUUGAAUUUGAUUAUGAUUUAACAGGAGGUUCACAACAAAAUCCUACAGAUAUUGAAUUAGAUGAUGAAAUUAUAGGAAAUCAAUCUAAUAUUAUUACUUCUGAACAUUGGGAAAGAGAAAUUAAUGAAUAG
This is a messenger RNA of Funneliformis caledonium, 312 nucleotides long. Lineage: Eukaryota; Fungi; Glomeromycota; Glomeromycetes; Glomerales; Glomeraceae. The record is from the annotation of a GenBank genome assembly.